AUGGAAGGGGAAACUGGUUAUCAUUGGUUCUAUGAGCCAAGUAAAGGCUGGGGUUUCCAUCUAAUUUCUCUUCCUGAUCUGCAUGACAAAUCGAAGGGCUUCGUAGUACUAGAUAGUCUGGUUGUUGAAGUGCAAAUUCACGUGAUGUCUAAUGCGAAAGAGUUCUCCUCGAAAUUGCCUGCUUUAGAAACACGUGAUGUAUAG
This is a messenger RNA of Ilex paraguariensis (yerba mate), 204 nucleotides long. The record is from the annotation of a GenBank genome assembly. NCBI's taxonomy places the organism in Eukaryota, Viridiplantae, Streptophyta, Magnoliopsida, Aquifoliales, Aquifoliaceae.